This is a messenger RNA of Helianthus annuus (common sunflower), 2839 nucleotides long. Its product is annotated as proline-rich receptor-like protein kinase PERK8. Gene Ontology annotation, molecular function: ATP binding; protein kinase activity. NCBI's taxonomy places the organism in Eukaryota, Viridiplantae, Streptophyta, Magnoliopsida, Asterales, Asteraceae. The record is from RefSeq and is a predicted model, not a curated record. Bases 614 to 2620 code for a protein of 668 amino acids. Gene Ontology annotation, biological process: protein phosphorylation. The transcript is spliced from 8 exons.
AAUAAAAAAGGUAUGAAAAGGUUAUCCCUGACUCUGUCUUCACUCGGUCGCAUAAUCGUGGUUGCAAUCAAAGCAAACAACCACAUGUCAGACCUCUAAUAUGCGCUUCAUCAUGUCUACAUUUGACUUCCCUUCUACGAUCACCCUCUUUCUCUCGAUCAACAUUCUCAGAACUUGUCCAACCCUACCAUAGGUCUUACUUCAUUUUGUGCUGCAUUUGCAUUUCAAUUUCAAUUUCAAUCUGAAUUUGGUGGUUCCAAUACUUGUUGGAACUCUGGGUUUGAGUCAACUUAGAGUUUGUGUUAGUGUAAUUCUCGAAUUCUUGACUUUUUUUUUACAUCAUAGUUUGCCCACCAGGUGUUUGUUGAAAUGUUUGGACUUCAAUUUAGGGAUUUUUGAGGUGUUUCAUGUGGAGAUCUUGAAUUUCUGUGCUGGGUUUUUGUUGAAAUGUUGGGAAUUUAGGUUACUGAUUGAUAAAUCAUUAAUUUGGUUGGUUUUAAAAUCUUGACAUUCUAGGGUUCUUGAGGUUUGACUGUUUAAGAAUCGGUAUUUUCUGCUAUAUUUUGAUGUUAAUGAUGAGAAGUUGAGUGAAAUUUAGUUGAAUGUUGUUGAAAUGACUUCAACAUCACCUUCUCCUAGCUCUUCACCCUCAUCAAUCCCUCCUGUUUCUUCGUCUUCGAACUCUACGCUUAUUCCGCCUGCGUCUCAGCCCGAUCCAGCUACGGUAACUCCACCGCCCCCUGCUACACCUGCAACUUCCGCUCCCCCUCUUCAAUUGCCGCCACUACCAGUUGCCAAUCCACCACCACCACCAGACACAUCACCACCACCACCACCACCACUGGAUACAUCACCACCUGCAGCACCAGCACCGGCAUCACCUGCAACCACCCCACCAUCACCGCCUCCUGUCACCGCCACUCCCCCUCUCCCGGAUGCUCCGGUUUUGUCUUCACCGCCACCGCCAGACACAACCGCUUCUCCACCAUCUCCAACCGGACCGGACCCAACACCUUCCACACCAUCUCCGCCACUUUCUCCUUCCCCACCGCCUCCCGAGACCAUUCCAUCACCGCCAGCCCCCACCUCCCCCCCUCCACCCCACGCAAACCCACCCGAAAACCCUCCACCAAAUCAGGACCGAACACCCCCUUCAAACGCCUCCAUCACCCCACCAGUUUCAACAACAUCAUCACCGCCUUUGCCAACCUACAAUUCAUCGACCUCCGGAACCCCUGACGUUCAAUUACCAACCUCACGCACAACCGAUACUCACACAACCGGUAGACAAAAUGAUACAUCUGGCGGAUCGAAAACAGGAGGUGUCGUGGCAAUCAGUCUUGCUGUCGGGUUUGUCGCGCUCUCUCUCUUCUUGAUGGCUGUGUGGUUCAAACGAAGACAAAAACGACGAGAUCGUCGCCCUAAUGUUAACUACAUUAUGCCUUCACCGUCUGCUUCUUCCCAAAAAUCAGACUCCCAUUUUCUGAAGUUCCAACCGUCAACUCACCCGUUAGUCGGGAACCCGUCAUUGACUAACUCCGUGUACUCACCAGACCACGGGGGUGUAGGAAACUCGAGGGCGUGGUUCACGUACGAAGAGUUAGCCGAGGCUACAGACGGGUUUUCAGGAAGCAAUCUGUUAGGUGAAGGUGGGUUCGGGUGUGUUUACAAGGGUUUAUUACCAGACGGGCGAGAAGUUGCCGUUAAACAACUGAAAAUCGGUGGCGGACAAGGAGAACGCGAGUUCAGGGCUGAAGUUGAGAUUAUUGGUCGAGUUCAUCAUCGUCAUUUGGUUUCUCUUGUUGGUUAUUGUAUAUCUGACCAUCAAAGGUUGCUUGUUUAUCAAUAUGUCCCGAAUAAUACCCUUCAUUACCAUCUUCACGGUGAAGGCAGACCGGUUAUGGACUGGGCAACGCGAAUUAGAGUUGCGGCUGGUGCAGCUCGUGGUUUAGCUUACUUGCAUGAAGAUUGUCAUCCGCGAAUCAUUCACAGGGACAUUAAGUCAUCGAACAUUCUAUUGGAUGACAACUUUGACGCCCAGGUGGCAGAUUUUGGGCUUGCAAAGAUAGCAAUUGAUUCGAAUACACAUGUCACAACUCGUGUCAUGGGAACGUUUGGAUAUUUGGCUCCAGAGUAUGCUUCAAGUGGGAAGUUGACCGAAAAGUCAGACGUUUACUCAUUCGGGGUAGUGCUCUUAGAGCUCAUCACCGGUCGUAAGCCAGUGGAUGCAUCUCGACCCCUAGGCGAUGUGAGCCUCGUUGAAUGGGCCCGACCUCUGAUCAACCGUGCGCUUGAAACCGACGAUUUUGAAGAAUUGGUAGACCCGAGGCUGGGAAAGAACUAUGUGCAGGUAGAAAUGUUCCGGAUGAUUGAAGCAGCUGCAGCCUGCAUACGCCACUUAGCCCCCAAACGACCUCGAAUGAGCCAGGUGGUUAGGGCGCUAGACUCGAUCGUUGAGUUCACAACAGAUUUAUCAAACGGGAUGAAACCAGGGCAGAGUGAAAUAAUCGACUCGAGAGAACAAUCUGCACAAAUUAGAUUGUUUCAAAGGAUGGCGUUCGGCAGUCAAGACUACAGUUCUGACUUUUUCAAUAAUUCUCAAACCAGUUGGAGGAGUUGAAGAAACAUCGAAUAUGUUUUCCUAACGAAUAUUCCUAACGUGUAACGACAUUGUUUUAACGGGCUGCUGGUAUAUAAGUAUGAUAUGCGCUAGAUUGUAUGUUAUAGGAGACGUGUCAGGGUCACGAUCUGAGUUUGUUUUUGUGAGUUUUUACGCGGUCAGUGGCUGCUGUCUUGAUGAUUCUUUAUGGGAGAUCUUGUGCAUAGUUUUGAAUGUAAA